This is a messenger RNA of Daucus carota subsp. sativus, 1806 nucleotides long. RefSeq lists its product as uncharacterized. Bases 42 to 1643 code for a protein of 533 amino acids. The transcript has a single exon. NCBI's taxonomy places the organism in Eukaryota, Viridiplantae, Streptophyta, Magnoliopsida, Apiales, Apiaceae. The record is from RefSeq and is a predicted model, not a curated record.
UUCAUCUAUUCAUGAAACCUUAAACAACUUAAACUUUGGAAAUGGAGAUUUGGUCUUGGAUAUGUGAGCUUCUCGAGUUCGGCCAGUGGAGCACCGAUGAGUCCAACUCGCCACUCUUCUUCCCACUCGUUACUAGUUCCGCCUAUAAAUCACCGAGUCGAGUGUCAGACAAGGGUACUGGCGAUGAUUUUCAACCGAUUCAAAUCAAAGCUGAAAGAUCAUUCGACACUGACUCGGGCGCAGCGGCGACCUUUUCGAUACUCCACGGGGAGAACACUCUCUGGGUCUCUGACACAUGUCCCUUAGAUUCGAAACAGCCUUUCCUUCCUCUCAUCCUACAGCUUCUCCAGGAAAUUAUUUCAUGCGCACCCACGGCGCAGGACGGCUGCUGCCCUCGUUCACAGCUCCAGAAGCUGAAACCCGACCCUGUUUUGUGGAUCCUCGAAUCCCACUCAUCCGAAUCCAUCUCAAAUUUUUUCGACGUGGUUUUGUUGAUGCGCUUAUUCUGGCUGUGCGUCUGUAACGCACCGCCAGAAGUCGGCUCCAUGUACUUCCACACUCUUCUGGCUCCGAACCUCGAAUUGUUCUCGUGUAGCCAGGCGCCUGUGCUGCGAAACUUCUUCGUAUCCGUUGGCGUCGACGUGGAAAUGUGUUUUAUGCGCACCUUCGGAUACAUGACAGCGAAGCUGCUGAUUCUGAAGGAGUUAGGCGUAGGGUUACAGAUGGUAAUGCCUCAGCCGUUUCGGAAUCUUGGAUUUUCUUAUGCGGUGGAGUCGCAUGGAUUAUGGAUCAUGAAGUCUUAUGCAGCUGUUUCCGCAAUGAGGCUCACGCGUCGUAACAAACAAAUAGGCCGAUUUUCGGGCUUGCAUCCUCAGGAGGCUGUGCUGAAAUACGCCUUGGCACACCAGCAGCUCGAGGCCGUUAUGCAAUUGGAAUAUUCAGUCAAGUUUAGUGAUGGUUUCAUCCAAGUUGGCGCGCGUGUCGAUAAUCUCCGGUUCCACAUUGCAAAAUUAGGCUUUAAUAAGAACGAAGAUGACGAUUUUAUCAACGAGAUGUAUUUCCCCUCGAAAGUGAAGGUUUGGGUUGGACCGGAAAUGGGAGCAAAUUAUGUGACGAGUUUGAGUCUAGGCCGGUCCACGGAUAAUUCGGAACAAGAAGUGGAAACGCAGAGGGUUCUGAAGGGUAAUUUCGGGAAGCUAAAAGCACCGGAACUAAAGACCACGUCAAGAACUAUGACGAGAUCGAAGAUGAGGAGUUGGAGGUGGGAUCAGAGUGCGGAUGGAAAUGUGGCUAAUUUUGAAUCAACAUUGUGUGAUAACGCGACGGGCGUUGAGGUGGCGUCGUGGGAGCCAUCGAACGGGGGUGGAGAUUAUAAGCUGGGUGAGCAUUUUCGAGAUCGUUACACCGGGGCGAACCGGGCUUUUGGGAAAAACGGGGACUUGAUCUUCAGCGGGAGUGAGUGUGGGGAAAGGGUUGAGUGGAGAUUGAACAGAGAAAUGGAAGGGAGUGUGUUGAAGUGGAGGAUGGGAGGGCAGGUUUGGCUCAGUUACUUGCCUAAUGAAGUGAGUAGUUCGUAUUUCGAAACGAGAUGUGUGGAGUGGUGUGAUGAGGUUGAUUUACCUUUGAUCAUUAGCGAUCAGUAAGCAUUUGUGUAGUAUACAAGUGUGUAUAUACUAAUAAACAAACUGUACUCUGCAGAUCAAUUCAAAUGAUGUAUAAUCUCGUUAUCAUGCAAAAGCUUAAUGAGUUUGUACCAACAUUAAUUGGCUUAUAUACACAGAGGCAUAUAUAUUUAUACAUGGUUAA